Molecule: messenger RNA, 3262 nt
Organism: Anopheles moucheti
Lineage: Eukaryota; Metazoa; Arthropoda; Insecta; Diptera; Culicidae
Product: RNA pseudouridylate synthase domain-containing protein 1-like
Exons: 3
Coding region: 629-1531 (300 amino acids)
Biological process (GO): pseudouridine synthesis
Molecular function (GO): pseudouridine synthase activity; RNA binding
Source: RefSeq, a predicted model, not a curated record
AAAUUUGCAACAAUUUUGGAGAUUUGUUGCAAUUUACUAACUUCUCUUGCAGCACUGGUGUGUCGUGCGUCGGUUUAGUGAAUCAAAAUUACAGAAAGUAGACAGCACCAAAGGAAUCUUAUUCUGCGCGAGAGCAAACUCACCGUCACAACAGCCACACUGUUGUUGCAAAAUAAGACUCCGAAAAAAAAAUCACAAAUGGAGUAGAAAAAAUACGGACAAAACAAGGCUCGUACUAUUGCUACCACUGCCCAGCCAAAAUCAUACCGUGGUGCAACUGCAAAUCAUUCCUUGGAUAAGCGGACCGUAAUAUUUACGGCAGUGCGUGUCAUACGGUAUCCCCGACCAGCAGGAGCCAAUCGCGCUUACAUUUCGAAUGUGGUCCUUCAAGGCUCCAAGCGCUGAGAUGCUGCUUGAAUUAAUAACGAGCAGAUAGAAGCUUUCUUGCAUUAGACACAAACUCAUCGAUCUCACUCAUUCCAACUCAUCUACGCCUAGGAUCCUUGGUGCACUGGACGUUUCCCUUCAUCCAGAAGCAGCAGUCAAGCAUCCAGAUUCACGAUAGCUUUGUGCUGAUUAUUCCCUACGCUAAUCGGGAGCACUGAACGGGAGAUAUACACAUCUCAGAAUGAUAGAUGAAAUCGUAGAUCGUAUUGUUCAGUUCUUUUCCACUGGCUUGGUGGAGAAAAUCAUUAAAGCUUUCCUAGUCUUAUGCGAUCGGUUCGUAAACUUUAUUCUGUCCCUGUGUGAGGGUAACAAUUACAAGAAGAAGGACGAAACGGUUGACGUGCUGUACACUAGCGGCAACUUUUUGGUGAUUAACAAAAAGCAUGAUCUACUGAUCAAUUCAAAUGACACUAAAAAGAAAACUGUCCAAACGAUCAUGCGGAAACAGUUUCCCGAGUACGUACAGGAUAACUUAACACACGAUUUCUACUUCGCCCAUCGGUUGGACUUUGCCACCAGUGGAAUACUGUGCAUUCCGCUGAACAAAAACGCGUGCAAAGAGGUUUGCCAGGUAUUCGAGGAGCAGCGGGCCAGAAAGUACUAUUUAGCUUUACUCCGCGGGCAUACUGAUUUUGACGAAGAAGUGAUUGAUAUAGCGAUAGGCGAGGAUGUGCGGUUCAAGGAUACAAGCAAAAAAAUGUGCACCAUCCUCGAGGAUGAACUAUGCCAAAAUCCGCGUCGCAGUAUAACGAAGGUGCUGGUGCUAGAUAGAGGCUACUACAAUGGAAAGCCCGUUACCAAAGUGCUUUUACGGCCAAUCACUGGUCGACGGCAUCAAUUGCGACUGCACUGCUCGCAGAUCGGUCACGUGAUCGUGGGGGAUUACACGUACAGUCUGAAAAUCGACACAUCACCGCCGCGAAUGUUUCUGCAUGCGUUCCGGCUUGUGCUGCCGAACACGAUCGAAAACCUUGACAUCCAGACGGACGAUCCGUUCACGGAGAAGGCGCUCAAGUACAAGUGGAAGGUGGUUGAGCAGGUGAAUAGCAUUGCGAACGCGUUCGACAUCAUUGACUCAUUUUAACAUUUGUGGGAACCAUGUAGAAUAUACUUUUGUAGGUCACGUUCGUUCACGUUUAGGUUGGACCAUUUCCGGCGCCGGUUGAAUGUAAAUAUUCGUUCCUUUUCUCGAAUUUAUUCGCUCUAGACCAAAUGUUGCACCAGGUUUCCAUUUUCUGUCGAGCGAUAAAAUACUCAGUUUGGAUUAGCACUUGUGUCAUACACCGGAAGGCAAACGGCAGCUUUCCGGAACCGUUUACGUUUACGGUGCAAUCGUUAAUCUAGAAGCAACGUUAAUUUUUCUUUCAUACCCGUUUAACGACUCGAUUCAACGUAGUACGUUCAUUUUCAUGUUACACUUCACGGAACUGUAGUGUGAUGAUGUAUUAUUACUAUUAGUAAGAUACGAUUGAAUUUGGAUUGCAACCUAGAAAGCCUAAACGUACAUACACCGUUACGGUGGUCCGUAAUGUAAUGUGGUAGGGAAGGCGUCCGGUAAAUUGUAGCUGAAUGCAUUGAACACACACACACACACUAUAUCUACUAUGGGAUAGGAACAGAUUUAUGCUAGUCAACACAACCAAACACACGCUAGUCUAGAACAAAUAAUUGAUAAAUAAGAGAUCAUAACUCAUAGAUAUAUAAAGUUUCUUUAGCUUCCCUCUCAGGUAAACUGAGUGGAUCGCAACCGAAAGAAGACUGUAGUCUAGGAAACACAACAAAAAGCACAUCCACUUUCUGUUACCUUGACUGGCAUGAAGGAGCAUCCAAUCAAUCGCUCCUGUAUGAAGAAAUUGCGAAAGAGACGAAGAUCCCUGAAUUUCUUCCUGGCCGUUUGAUAAGAUCUAAAAGCUGCCGGAAUUCUAAUCACACAAUUGUGUUUGUUUAAAUUUAUUUAACAAACCCAUUAAGUGCAUGUUGAAAUAGGAUGCGAAAUUCUCUCUAGUAGAAAAUAUGUGAAUUAUUUGUUCAAGAUCACGAAUCUAUAAUACUGUUUAUGCAAUAGAAGCAGAAGGUAGAUAGCGAUUUACUAUUGAAAUGAUGUCGUAUAUUCUGGCCAGUACACGGAGUUACGUACUUUACAAUACAUAAUAGGCAAGUAAUUAAAACAAAUCCAGCAGAUAGAAGCGAUUAAACCGAUGAUCACGCAAAUACAUACAUUAAACAGCCAAACGAAAGCAGAGGGUCAAAAUCUUGUAUCUUACGAUGCGAUUUAGUAAGGUACAAAAUGUGCUUCUAGAGAGGGCAUAACGGGACGAGGCAAUCUGCUUAGGGCUACUAUAAGCACGGUUGACGAAUAUUACGCACUCUGUACGCUACAGGUUAGGUGUAAUUAUGUUUUCUUCAGUGAUCUCUAGUUAUUUAGCUUUGCCAAGACGUAGUUUAAUUCAGUCCGAUAGAACAUUUGAUCUCAAUAGUUAUUAUUGGUAAUUGAAACACGAAGCUUUACAUUGCUCGUUCCUUUCAUUGUAAUUAGGCAGAAGGAGGUAGCCUAAAUGCUAAAUAGAAAAUGCACAAUUUAACUGCGAUCUUUGCUACGUUGCGCACAUUAUGCAGUGUGUUUUCUUCUGUUAGGUAAUUUUGCUAAUGCACCUGUUAAUGCGAUUGUGAGAGAAACGGAGACACUGUACAGAGUUAGUGAGAUGCAAAUGAUGUUGAAAAGCUUACCGAAAGACAAAAAAAAAAACAAAUCAAUUUUUCAUCCUUAAUAGUAUAGUUACAAACGGUCCCGCAAGAAAAAGGAAUAGUCUAUCGA